AGGCGCCUCGGGUCCCCGCACCACCUCCUGCUGCUCCCCCGUCGCCGCUCCCGAAGCUUUUCCAGAUGUCCCUGGUAGAUUUGGGGAAGAAGCUUUUAGAAGCGGCACGAGCAGGUCAAGAUGAUGAAGUUCGUAUUUUGAUGGCAAAUGGAGCUCCUUUUACUACAGACUGGCUGGGAACCUCUCCACUUCAUCUGGCAGCACAGUAUGGGCAUUACUCCACCACAGAAGUACUACUCCGAGCUGGUGUAAGUAGGGAUGCGAGAACCAAAGUGGACCGAACGCCAUUACAUAUGGCAGCUUCUGAGGGCCAUGCCAGCAUAGUAGAGGUUUUGCUUAAGCAUGGUGCUGAUGUUAAUGCAAAGGACAUGUUGAAGAUGACAGCUCUGCACUGGGCCACAGAACACAAUCAUCAAGAGGUGGUGGAACUUUUAAUCAAAUAUGGUGCUGAUGUACACACGCAAAGUAAAUUUUGUAAAACUGCAUUUGAUAUUUCAAUAGACAACGGGAAUGAAGAUUUGGCAGAGAUAUUACAGAUUGCUAUGCAGAACCAAAUCAACACAAACCCUGAGAGUCCUGACACUGUGACGAUACAUGCUGCCACACCACAGUUUAUCAUCGGACCUGGAGGGGUGGUGAACCUAACAGGUCUGGUAUCUUCAGAAAAUUCAUCCAAGGCAACAGAUGAAACAGGUGUAUCAGCUGUUCAGUUUGGAAACUCCUCCACAUCAGUAUUAGCUACGUUAGCUGCCUUAGCUGAAGCAUCUGCUCCAUUGUCCAAUUCUUCAGAAACUCCAGUAGUGGCUACGGAGGAGGUAGUUACCGCAGAAUCUGUGGAUGGUGCAAUUCAGCAAGUAGUUAGCUCGGGGGGCCAGCAAGUCAUCACAAUAGUUACAGAUGGCAUCCAGCUUGGAAACUUGCACUCCAUCCCGACCAGUGGGAUAGGUCAGCCCAUCAUUGUGACCAUGCCAGAUGGACAGCAAGUGUUAACAGUACCAGCAACCGACAUUGCUGAAGAAACUGUUAUAAGCGAAGAACCACCAGCUAAGAGACAAUGUAUCGAAAUAAUUGAAAACCGGGUGGAAUCUGCAGAAAUAGAAGAGAGAGAAGCUCUUCAGAAACAGCUGGAUGAAGCAAAUCGGGAAGCACAAAAAUAUCGACAGCAGCUUCUAAAGAAAGAACAGGAAGCAGAGGCCUACAGACAAAAAUUAGAAGCUAUGACUCGCCUUCAGACUAAUAAAGAAGCUGUUUAA
Molecule: messenger RNA, 1253 nt
Organism: Puma concolor (puma)
Lineage: Eukaryota; Metazoa; Chordata; Mammalia; Carnivora; Felidae
Gene: GABPB1
Product: GA binding protein transcription factor subunit beta 1
Biological process (GO): positive regulation of transcription by RNA polymerase II
Cellular component (GO): nucleus
Molecular function (GO): protein binding; transcription cis-regulatory region binding
Source: RefSeq, a predicted model, not a curated record